Messenger RNA from Stegodyphus dumicola, 1864 nucleotides. It is a transcript of the gene eIF3d1, whose product is annotated as eukaryotic translation initiation factor 3 subunit d1. Lineage: Eukaryota; Metazoa; Arthropoda; Arachnida; Araneae; Eresidae. Gene Ontology annotation, molecular function: translation initiation factor activity. Gene Ontology annotation, biological process: translational initiation. Gene Ontology annotation, cellular component: cytoplasm; eukaryotic translation initiation factor 3 complex. The record is from RefSeq and is a predicted model, not a curated record.
UCAACUUCAAAAGCAUACGGUUGGCAUCCAGCAUACGGCAUAUUUAAUGUGUGAAAAUAACCUUUGUAAUAAUGACAGAAUUUGAAUAUCAUUUUGUUCCUCCUCAGUUACAAGAUAAUCCAACAGGAUGGGGACCGUGUACUUUGCCGGAUCAGUUCAAAGAUAUGCCUUACCAGCAGUUUUCCAAAAACGAUCGUUUAGGAAAGGUUGCUGAUUGGACAGGAAAUACUUAUCAAGACAGAAGAUAUGCCAAUAAAUACCAGUCUCAGUUUGGUGCUGGCAGCCAAUAUGCAUAUUUCCAUGAAGAAGAUGAAACUACAUUCCAACUUGUAGAUACAACGCGUGUUCAUAAGCCUAUGCAUCAACGAGGUCGCUUCCGCAUGAACCAGCAAAGAAAUAUGCGUAAUCGUGAACGUAUGAAACAAGCUCAACAGCAACAAAUGCAGAUUCUGUCAAAAAAUGCAAAAGGACGUGAAAGAGAUCGUAUCCAGCAAGUGCGUAAAUGGCAGAAGCAGAUGCGGCAUAAAUUUGAUAAUAAAGGACAAGCACCAGUGAAGAAUCGGGAUGCAUCAGUAACAGUUCGUCCAGAAUGGCAAGUCAUAGAAGAAAUGGACUUUCCAAGAUUGGGCAAACUUUCUUUACCAAGUGUGAAUGAAGGGAAAGAUGUUUACACAUGUGGUGCUGUUGAAUUUUACGAUAAAUCAUACGAUAGAGUAACAUGCAAAUUAGAAAAACAACUGCAAAGAAUUAACAGGAUUUUCCAUAAAGUAACUACUACUGAUGAUCCUAUUAUUCGACAGCUGACGAAAUCUGAAGGAAAUGUGUUUGCCACUGAUGCAAUAAUAGCUACUCUCAUGUGUGCCACUAGAUCAGUUUACUCAUGGGAUGUAGUUGUUCAGCGUGUUGGAAACAAGUUAUUCUUUGAUAAGAGAGAUGAUUCUGAAUUCGAUUUGUUAACAGUGAAUGAAACUGCUGCAGAACCGCCCCAUGAAGAAGGAAAUAGUAUUAACUCACCUAGAAAUUUAGCUUUAGAAGCAACUUUUAUAAAUCAUAAUUUUUCUCAGCAAGUAUUGAAAAUGGGUGAGGAGAAAUAUUCUUUUGAAAAUGUUAAUCCAUUUAUUCAGAGCGAUGAAGAAGGUGAAGUAGCGUCUGUUGCAUAUCGAUACCGUUCAUGGGAUCUUGGUGAUGGUGUGCAGCUUGUAGUGCGUUGUGAACAUGAUGCAGUAAUGCAUGGGCCUAAUUCAGAAUUGCAGUUUAUCAAUAUAAAAGCUUUAAAUGAAUGGGAUCCUAGGGCUUCUGGUGGCAUUGAUUGGCGUCAAAAACUAGAUACACAGAGAGGAGCUGUUCUUGCUAAUGAGCUGAAAAAUAAUUCUUGCAAACUUGCUAAAUGGACUGUUCAAGCUUUAUUAGCUGGAUCUGAUCAAAUCAAAUUUGGGUAUGUAUCUCGGGUCCAUGUACGAGAUUCUGCAAAGCAUGCCAUUUUAGGUACUCAACAGUUCAAGCCAAAAGAAUUUGCUGAUCAAAUAAAUUUGAACAUGGAUAACGCAUGGGGUAUUUUACGUUGCAUCGUAGACACCUGUAUGAAAUUAAAAGAAGGAAAAUACCUAAUCAUGAAAGAUCCUAAUAAGCCUGUUAUCCGAUUAUAUGAUAUACCAGAUAACACCUUUGAAACUGAAGAUGAUGAAGAGGAUGAGGAAGGGGAGGAUGAACUUAACGGUGGCGGUGAAGAUUGAAAUAAUACUACUUCAGAGAACAAAAGAACUGAAAAGGAACUAUAUGGAAUUUAUUGACAUGUACAGUGUUGUUUAGAAACAUUUUGACACUUUGUACAGCAAUAAAUAUAAAUAAAUUGUUUUCAAAUUUA